Messenger RNA from Sporisorium graminicola, 345 nucleotides. RefSeq lists its product as uncharacterized. The record is from RefSeq and is a predicted model, not a curated record. NCBI's taxonomy places the organism in Eukaryota, Fungi, Basidiomycota, Ustilaginomycetes, Ustilaginales, Ustilaginaceae. The coding region runs from base 1 to 345 and encodes 114 amino acids. Gene Ontology annotation, cellular component: catalytic step 2 spliceosome; precatalytic spliceosome; U2 snRNP. Gene Ontology annotation, biological process: mRNA splicing, via spliceosome. The transcript has 5 exons.
AUGUCAAAACAUCAUCCGGAUCUUAUCCUCUGUCGCAAGCUUCCAGGAAUCGCCGUCGGCAGGCUCUGCGAGAAGGACGACGGCAAAUGUCCCAUCUGCGACUCCUACGUCCGCCCAGCAACCUUGGUGCGCAUCUGUGAAGAGUGCAAUUUCGGCUCUUCCGGGGGCAAAUGCAUCAUCUGCGGAGGCCAAGGUGUAUCGGAUGCAUACUACUGCGCUGAAUGUACAAGGCUCGAAAAGGAUCGCGACGGCUGUCCCAAAGUUGUCAACCUCGGUGCUAGUCGAACCGAUCUCGCCUAUCUACGCAAAGCCAGGAAUCAACAGCAACAAUUUCAACGAGGAUAA